UAGCUUCACACUCACACUCUCAUCAAACUCAAUUAAUCAUGGCAGAGACCACCGUCGCUGAAAUCGCCGAUACCAACCCCGCGGCCGAGGACAUGGACCUUGAAACCGCCCCUGCCCAAAAUAUCGACGAGGCCCAGAACGGCGAUGCCACAGCUAAGCGGGCCCGGGAGGAAGAAGAGGCGGAGGAGAGCGGCGGCGACGGCGCGGCGAAGAAGGCGAAGGUGGAGGAGAAGUCAGCUGAGGAGCAAAGGUUGGAGAAGUUAGGGGAAGGAGAGAACGGGGCGGGUCGGGUCAGCUUGGGUCCGAAGAGUUUCGGUUCGGCGGUUGAGAUGUUCGACUAUUUCUAUAAGCUCCUGCAUUAUUGGCCCACUGAUCUUAAUAUCAAUAAGUAUGAAUAUCUGGUUUUGCUGGACUUGCUCAAGAAGGGUCACUCUGAGCCUGAUAAAAAGAUUGGUGGAGGGAUCCAGGCUUUCCAAGUCCGGUUCCAUCCAUUGUAUAGAAGUAGGUGCUACUUCCUUGUUAGGGAAGAUGGAGCCAGUGAUGAUUUUAGUUUCAGAAAGUGUGUGGAUCAUAUACUUCCCUUGCCAGAGAACAUGAAAGCACACGGUGAUGCGAACAAAGCCUUAGGCGGCGGCAAGGGUGGUGGGGGUAGAGGAAGUUGGCGUGGCCGUGGAAGGGGCAGGGGAAGAAACUGAAUCAUAGUAUCAUGUUCCCCUGCCUGGAGUUCGAGUUUCCCAAAGGCUUGAAGAAGAAAAGUUUUGGACCAGCUUAUUUCCCUUCUACCAUAUCAAAAGCAUAAACGGUUGUAUUAUCCAUAUUUUGAUUAUUUAUGGAUUUUGCUGUUGCUUGGUGAUCAUUUUUCGCUCUGCUUAGUUCAAGCUCAAAAAACCCACAUAGUUUAAAAAGGAAAGUGAUGGAUCAAAAUUAAGAGU
This is a messenger RNA of Fragaria vesca subsp. vesca, 932 nucleotides long. RefSeq lists its product as uncharacterized. NCBI's taxonomy places the organism in Eukaryota, Viridiplantae, Streptophyta, Magnoliopsida, Rosales, Rosaceae. Gene Ontology annotation, biological process: chloroplast organization; chloroplast rRNA processing. The transcript has 2 exons. Bases 39 to 695 code for a protein of 218 amino acids. The record is from RefSeq and is a predicted model, not a curated record. Gene Ontology annotation, cellular component: chloroplast.